CUCGGUGUUCACAAGAGCAUUUCCAUGGAUCUGGAUUCGACAGCUCGCAUUCUCUGCAUCGGUGGAGCGGAUCUCAUAGAGCCCUAGAACGGAUCGGGCGGAGUCAUCUAGCUUAUCGUGGUUGAUCUUAUGUGAGGCGAGCGCCGUAUAGAACGGCAGCUCGAUAUCGGACGCAUAUGGCGCGUACUGCAUCUCUAGGAAGGACAAAGUAGUAUGAAUUUGCACGCCUAGGGCCUAGAGAAGAGUAUGAAGUAGAGUUCGGAGUGAUGUUCUUGGCUGAUGUUGGUGCGGAGUAUACCAGUUGAGUCGAGUUGGAGAGAGGAAGUAGAGGAACGGGAGGGGAAAGUGGGGGUGAUGUAAUCGUCGCGCGUCCCAAGAAAAGGAAAUAUGAAAAUAAAAAAAAACACCGCGUGACCAGCCCCCGUGGAAACAGCUUAGUUCCCUCGUUCAGAUUCACGAGCUCACCUUCUCGGCUCAUUUGGCCCUUUCUUGACCCUCCCUUCUCUUUCUCCUUGGUCUUGUGCUCUGUGGGUUAGGCAAUUACCAGAAUGCUUAUCGGCUUAUGCGGAGCUAUCUGCGCGGGCAAGCAUGCUAUUGCCGAAUAUUUGAUCGAGCACGAAGGGUUCCAGCUUCUCGAGCUGGCUACCAAACCCACGCAACGUAUCACCGAUGAGCCCGAUGACGACCUGCGAUUACAAGCCUCGGAAAUCAGAAAGAAUCGAGACCGAAAAGACCGAGAUGCCCAGUCUGAUCUGGUAUUUGAUACCCCAGAGGCCUUGUUGGAUUUUGUGACCAGAAGAUGGCAAGAGAAGUGGGUGACGACCGACAUUGCAGAUGGCUCGACCCUCGACCGGUUUCUGCUGCGGCCGUUCUUCCUCUUGGUGAGCGUGGAUGCUCCCGUCAGUCUUCGCUGGAAACGAUUCUCGGACCGGUGCUGGCGAAGGCAACUGGACCCGCCUGAUUUGGAGAAGUUCGUGUUAUGGAAUGACCGUCAUCUAUAUGAAAAGGACAUUGGGCGGGUCUACCUCACCGAUAGAGCCCAAGUGCGUCUGUUCAACUCCUCUUCGUCCCUAGAGGAGCUCCACCGUUCUCUCCAAACGCUGGGCCUCGCCGAUGAACAGCGUCUGCGCCCAAACUGGGAUCAAUACUUCAUGCAGCUUGCCUCCCUUGCCGCACAACGAAGCAAUUGUAUGAAACGUCGAGUGGGAUGUGUACUGGUCCGCGAGCGCCGAGUCAUCAGUACUGGCUAUAAUGGAACACCUCGGCACCUACCCAACUGCAACGAAGGAGGAUGUCCUCGGUGCAAUCGUGGUGAUGGUGGUGGAGUCGGUCUCUCCACCUGUCUUUGCCUCCAUGCCGAAGAGAAUGCUUUGCUGGAAGCCGGUCGGGAACGUAUUCGCGAAGGCGCGAUUCUCUAUUGCGAUACGUGCCCUUGCUUGACUUGUACAGUCAAGAUUACCCAGGUUGGCAUCUCCGAGGUCGUGUACUCGCAAUGCUACAAUAUGGACAAGGAUAGCGCUGCGAUUCUCGAGGCGGCCGGCGUGAAACUGCGACAAUUCAGCCCCCCGUCGAAUGGUUUGGUUUACUUGCAAGGCUCUACUUGAGUCAUUUAUCAGGAGGCUUGGACCCCCCUGAUGAUAACGAUACCGACGACGAGACGAGAUAGAAAGUCAGAAACAUGAUGCAUUUUGGUCAUUUUGGUGCAAAUAAAGGGGUUGGAUAUGCAUGUGAUGCGAGAGUUCAAAGCUUUACGGUACUGAAGGUGGAUAUUGAAAGUCCAGCCCGGAAAUAGGAGACGAUGGGAAACACUGGAAAUAAUCAUCACGCAGACUGCAUAGGUUUCACUGAGAACAUAACUACGUUUGGGCUCAAAAUCCCGGGUUGACUGUCAAGACUCUCACGAAAGUCAGAGUGUGUAUGCAUGACUCGAUAUCUUCUAUUAUCGGGCAGAAGGUGAUACGACAUGGCUUUGAAGAGCUGGUGUCUAUAAUCGCGUAUACACUGUUGGCCAAGGUCUUCGUCUCUUUAGCUUGAAAAUGAUAGUAAGAAAAACUGGCCCUAGA
Molecule: messenger RNA, 2063 nt
Organism: Penicillium brasilianum
Lineage: Eukaryota; Fungi; Ascomycota; Eurotiomycetes; Eurotiales; Aspergillaceae
Source: the annotation of a GenBank genome assembly